AUAUCUCUCUACAACAGCGAUACUGAGUAAGGCCCAAGCUGAGGAAUAUAUAAAGGUAAGCAGCGCGUUAUUUUAAUUCAUUCGUUUGAAUGGUGAAGAUGUAAAUGACUUUAAGAGAAUUUACAUUGGGCAGAAAAGUUAUUCUCUUCAGUGUUAUUUACUGUUUAAAUCACUCCGUGAAAAGAGACAUCAAAUAGAAACGCAAAGUGUAAAAAAUAGUGCCCAAAAAGUUUGUUGCUUUUUUUCAAGUGCAAAUAUACAAAUUUCAUCGUGCGAUAUUUUAUUUAUUCUUUGUGGAGUACUUUUUAUCACCUUCAGCGACACUUUCUUCAAAGCAGAGUUUAUAUUAGUUUUCUUUUAAGUGCCUCUGUGAGUUGUUUUGUGAAUGUGCUCAAGAAAAGUUCUACUGAUUGAGGAUUAACUUAAAGACAAAAUCAUGAUUCAGGCAAUUAAAACUCUCGUGCUGUUGGUCAUACCGCUGGUCACACUUGUUCAGUCGACCACGCUCAAGUCACCCAAAGUCUACAAUGCUCUCAUCACCACAGACCAGAAUUUAAUUCCCAGCAGAGCCUAUCCUGUUGUCCAACCCACUAUACACGAUGCAGGCUUUGGCUACUCAACUUUCGGUCUUGGGCACCACCAUAACGCUUUCGGCCUCUAUGACCCAUACGCUGGCCCAUACCAUCCACAUGGUGGCUUCCUUGGGGGACCCGUGCCUGGUGGUUUUCAAGCAAGAAACCAAUAUUCAUUCUUCAGCAGCCAACAAGGAAAAUCUGCGUCAGGUGUUGCAGCAGCAGCUGCAGCGGAAGAAUCUGCUAGUGGUGCCUCUGUUAGUAGCGUGACAAGUGAGCAGGCAAUUAUUAGUGGCAAUGAUGCUCAACUCGAUGCAGGAUCUGUAGCCAAUACCAACUUACUUAAGGAAAAUCCACCAAUUCCACUCAAUGAAUUCGGUCUUCCACCCAAUUUGAUUCCUCUCUCGACGCCACAGGACUUUAAUCGACAGGGAAAUCCUGUUAAUCUUCAACCAUAUCCCUACAAUUCAUAUCCACUGAUUUAUGAUUCCUUCGGUGGUGGCUACAAUGCUAAUCCUUACUUGCCACCAUUCAGUUACUAUCCAUCUGCAUUUGGUGGACCAGGUAUUUUGGGUGGUGCUCCUGGAGCUGUAGCUGCUGGUGCUGCUGCUGGGCCUGCUGGUGGACCUGUGGGUGGACCUGCAGAUGUACCCAUUGGUGGUCCUGAUGGUGGAGCUGAUGGCGGUGACGCAGGUGCAGCGGGUGGUGCCGAUGGUGAUGCCGGAGGAUCAGAUGGUGGAGAUAUUGAUGGUGGUCAAGAUGGAGAUAUCGAUGGAAGAGUUGGAGAUGCAGGUGGAAGCGAUGGAGGUUCCUCAGGAGGUGCAGGAGGUGCUACUGGUGGUGAUAGCGAUGGAGGAUCAACAGUAAGUGAGAAACAGACAAAUGAUGGUGGAGCUGCAGCAGGAGGUUCUUCGUCUUCUGGCGGAAGUUCGGGCGGUUCUGGUGGAAGUUACGGAAGCUCAAGUUCAUCAGGUGGUGAUGGCAGUGGCUCAUCAUCAUCAUCAUCAUCGAGUGGUGGCACCUAUCGUGGCACCUCACGUCGAACUGGUUUCCGAGGCAGUAACAUCCGUUCCGCUCUGAGAACUGAUCCCCAGAAUCCCGCACAAUCAUAAGUGUACAAUUCACUUACUCCCCCCGAUUACUCUUCCCUGACUCCCAGUGCUCUUCCUAACUUAUUAAUCAUUAUUAAUAAUUAUACUCCCCAAAAGUUGAAAGAUAAAAUGCUUUAGAGGUCAAACGUCCCCGUUUUAUUUGUACGAAAAACUGAAAUAAAGAAAUGUAAGAAAGA
Lutzomyia longipalpis is the source of this 1860-nucleotide messenger RNA. RefSeq lists its product as uncharacterized. Lineage: Eukaryota; Metazoa; Arthropoda; Insecta; Diptera; Psychodidae. The record is from RefSeq and is a predicted model, not a curated record. The transcript has 4 exons. The coding region runs from base 437 to 1684 and encodes 415 amino acids.